Molecule: messenger RNA, 1931 nt
Organism: Rhopalosiphum maidis (corn leaf aphid)
Lineage: Eukaryota; Metazoa; Arthropoda; Insecta; Hemiptera; Aphididae
Product: filaggrin-2-like
Exons: 3
Coding region: 122-1783 (553 amino acids)
Cellular component (GO): chitin-based extracellular matrix
Molecular function (GO): structural constituent of chitin-based larval cuticle
Source: RefSeq, a predicted model, not a curated record
UCAUCGUAUAUAUAGACGUCGGAUACCGAUCCAUCGUCAGUUCAGUUAUCGUCGUCUAUUGGUUUUCAGAGACUUACGACUCCGAAUACAUACGCCAUACACGCUAUUUCGCACCAACAACAUGAAGAUGUUUUUAUUUAUUGCAUUUGUCGCUUUUGCGGCGGCUCAUCCGCAAGGUUAUGAAUCUGAAACGUCUUCUGGUUAUGGAUCUCCGACUACACCAUCUUCUCCUUCUUCACCUUAUCAAGGAAAUUUUGGUGGUUACCAAAAAUACCCUUCAGAAGUUUCAGCUUACUCAUCUGGAUCUCCAGCUGGAUAUCAAGGUAGUGGAGCUACUGGAUAUCAAUCCACUUCUGGAUCGUAUCAACAAUCAACUUCAGCACCUGCAUACAAGACUAAUGCAUUCUCUGGUUAUCAAUCUGGCGCAGGAUCUGGCGCACAGUCUGGCUACCAGUCCAGCGCCGCUUCUUAUCAGUCUACUCCAGCAAGCUCCCAAUACUCAAAAGUUGGACAGUCUGGCUACCAAUCUAGCGCUGGAUCUUAUCAAUCUGCGCCAGCUGCACCAUCAUAUUCGCAAAAUGCCCAGUCUGGUUAUCAAUCUGGUGCUAGUUCAUACCAAUCGGCUCCAGCAUCACCAGCAUUCUCUCAAGGCGCACAAUCUAAUUACCCAUCUAGUUCUGGGUCUUACCAAUCUGCAUCUCUAAAUUCACAAUUAUACUCUCAAGCUGGACAAUCUAAUUACCAGUCUGGCGCUGCAUCUUACCAAUCUAACGCUGCUGCUUCUUCUUAUCAAUCAACACCAGCUGCACAAACAUAUUCACAAAGCGCAAAAUCCAGCUAUCAACCUUCACCAGCAUCGUAUGGUUCAAAAUCGACUGCUGCGCCAUCAUACCAAUCAUCUGCACCGUCAUCACAAUACCAAUCACAAUCCUCUCAAUCAUCAUAUGGCCAACGUUCUCGUUCGAAGCCUGUAUCGUCUUCAUUAUACCAAAAAUCUGGAUCUGAAUACGAAAAUGUUAGGAGACCAAGUACUCCCGUUAGUGCACCUGCCGAUGCUUAUAACCCAGCUAGUAAUGGAUAUAACGCUUUUGCGCCAGGAAAUGUUGCUGGACCCGCCGAAGUUAUUCCUAUUCUAUCUCAGUCCAACCAACCAAAUCUUGGUGAUGGCUCUUACUCAUACAGUUACGAAACUGGCAAUGGUAUUUCGGUAUCAGAAUAUGGUCAACUUAAGCCAGGUGGCCCAGAAGGAAUUCAAUCUGUCUAUGGAUCUUUCAGCUAUCCGGGAGAAGAUGGAAAACUUAUUACAGUAACUUACACUGCUGAUGAAAAUGGAUUUGUUCCAAAGGGCUCUCAUUUGCCUACACCACCACCAAUACCCGCUGAAAUUCUUCAAUCGUUGGAACAGAAUGCUGCCGAAGAAGCUGCACAACAAGCAUAUCAACAACAACAGUCAACUUAUGGACAAAAUGGUGCUUCAUCUUCAUAUGGACAAGAAUCAGGAGCUUAUGGUCAGACACCUGCCCCUGGAUCUUAUGGACAAACAAAUGCUCCUGGAUCUUAUGGACAAACGUCUGGACCUAGCUCUUACGGACAAUCAUCUACUUUUGCUCCAAAACAGCCGAGCUAUCAGAAACCACAGGGCCCAUCUGGAUAUGGCGCGGAAGCUAAUGAACAAUCCUAUGGACAAUCUUCCUCCGCCAGCCAAUUGUACAAGUCACCACAAGGUUACCAAAGCCAAAGUGCAUCAGCUUACAAAAAGUCUCCCGGUACAUCGGCUUAUUAAAUAAAGUUAUGAUUUCAAUAAUUUAAAUUCAAAUAAUUUAUAAUAUUUUCAUAUAAUUUUUAUUUUUGUAUUUAAAUAAAAAUUUAUUUUUGUAUAAAUAACGCCUUGUAUAUAUGACACACAAUAUACACAACCACCUUUCUUUUUA